AUGGCACUGGCACUCUUGUGCUGCUGGGUCUGGCUAAGACCGUCGACUGGAUAUAUCAACACAGAUGGUCCAUCAACCACAGAUCUUUCUGGACUUCGCCUACCUAAACAUAAGUAUGCUUACGUCGGAUUCUUGGCCGCGCCAGAAAAGGCAAGCGACAAUGACGACGAGGACAACUAUUUCGUCGCAACCCGCAUCCUCGCAUACUCCUUGCUUCAUGAUCCCAGCACGAGGACCAAUACUUCAAUCCCGUUCCUGGUCUUAGUGACGGAAGAGGUUCGCCAGUCGAAAAGAACCCGUCUCGAAAUGGAUGGUGUAACAGUCAUUCCUGUUAGCAGGCUCUCGUGGGACUGGAUCCGCCCUGGCCGUGAGCGCUGGCGGGACGUUCUGUCCAAGUUUUACCUUUUCACUCUGACCCAGUACGAGCGCGUCGUCUUCUUCGACUCGGACACGCUGAUCGUCCAACGUAUGGACGGCAUUUUCGACGAUCCGGCUGCCCGGUUGCAGAAGACUGCUUCGAACCCUGAAAAUGCACCGCCAGAGGAGGGUGCUCAGCCAUCGGACUUUGCGUACGCCUCCGUGUCUGGCCAAGGUGGCUUCGACCAUCCAUACCCACCUCGACGAGGCAGCAAUUGCAAUGCUGGGUUUGUCCUCUUUCGGCCUUGCCUCGUGCUAUUCAAGCACUAUCUCACUGUGGCGGAAAAAGCAGAGGGGAAGUUCGAUCCCAAUUACCCGGAGCAAAACCUGUGGAACUACGUCCAUCGACGCAAGGGAAAUAUGCCAUGGCAGCAGCUGGAUCCGACUUGGAAUGUCAACUGGGCAACCAUGAACGAUUGGAGGAAGGGCGCUAAGAGUCUGCAUACGAAGUGGUGGAGUCCCGGCCCAGAGAAAGACUUGCGAGAUCUUGCACUGUCAUUGAAAUGGAAGAUGGAAGGCAACGCUAUAGGUCGGGACAGAAUCAAGAGUUACCCAUAA
Messenger RNA from Zymoseptoria tritici IPO323, 975 nucleotides. RefSeq lists its product as uncharacterized. The coding region runs from base 1 to 975 and encodes 324 amino acids. Gene Ontology annotation, biological process: protein N-linked glycosylation. The record is from RefSeq and is a predicted model, not a curated record. Lineage: Eukaryota; Fungi; Ascomycota; Dothideomycetes; Mycosphaerellales; Mycosphaerellaceae. Gene Ontology annotation, molecular function: glycosyltransferase activity. The transcript has a single exon.